GAAGUAAUCCAAUUUUUUAUUUUAUUUUAUUUUUGUUUUUGUUGUUGUUCUUUUGAAAGUAGUAGCUUGCCUAUUGUACUGAAGAUCGUUAGGGUUUAGGUGGCUGUUCCGUCGUAGUGAAUAAUGGAAGGAAAGAGAAACGUGCGCAUUUGCUGUUUAUGCAACGAAAGAAGAGCUUCUCUCAAGAGACCUAAAACCCUUCAACAAAUUUGCACUGAAUGUUUCUACCUCGCCUUCGAAAACGAGAUUCACCAAAUCAUCCUUUCCAACCGUCUCUUCUCCCGCGGCGACCGCGUCGCCAUCGGCGCUUCCGGCGGUAAAGACUCCACCGUCCUCGCCUACGUUUUAUCUAAACUCAACCGCGUCCACGAUUACGGCCUCCAUCUCUUCCUCCUCUCCGUCGACGAAGGCAUCACCGGCUACCGCGACGAUUCCCUUGAAACCGUUCAUCGAAACCAGAUUCAGUAUGGAUUGCCUCUCAAAAUUGUUUCCUACAAGGAUUUAUACGGUUGGACGAUGGACGAGAUUGUCAAACUCAUCGGUCUGAAGAACAAUUGCACUUUCUGCGGCGUCUUCCGUCGCCAGGCGCUUGAUCGGGGAGCUGCUUUCCUGAAAGUGGAUAAACUGGUGACAGGACACAAUGCCGAUGAUAUAGCGGAGACGAUUCUGUUGAACAUAUUGAGAGGAGAUAUAGCUAGAUUGAGUAGAUGCAGUUCAAUUGUAACAGGUGAAGAUGGGCCAAUCCCUAGAUGUAAACCUUUCAAAUAUACUUAUGAAAAAGAGAUUGUUAUGUAUGCUUAUUUCAAGAAGCUUGAUUACUUUUCCACUGAAUGCAUUUAUUCUCCAAAUGCUUAUCGUGGUUUUGCUCGCGAGUUCAUCAAGGAUUUGGAGCGAAUCAGACCCAGGGCCAUUCUCGACAUCAUAAAAUCCGGGGAGAAUUUCAGGAUUUCUACCACUACUAAAAUGCCCGAGCAGGGAACGUGUGAACGUUGUGGUUAUAUUUCAAGUCAGAAAUGGUGUAAAGCUUGUGUUCUGCUUGAUGGAUUGAAUCGAGGUUUGCCUAAACUGGGAAUUGGACGGAGUCGGGUUGAAGUUGGUUGCAAGGAAGAAAAUGAAAGCCAUGGAAGAAAAAGCAUUGAGAGCAAACAAUGUGGAUCUUUAGACUUCUGAUUUUCUGUGUAGGCAUCAUUAUAACAGCGGGUUCUAAUUGAUGAUCAAAGGUACUUGCAGUUAAUAUCUAUCAGUAAAUUCCAUGGCAGUUGGUUAAAUGUCAGUAUAUCUGAUGUCAAAAAGUAUAAGGCAGGUAGACUUUGCAGAACAUUGUAGUAAUAUAAAAAUAAUGAUUAUUGAUUAAAACAACAAGUCUUGAAUAGUUGCAUUAUUCACAGAUUUUGUUACUUUUCCUUGUAGUUAAUUAAACAUCUCUAGCUUCAUUUUGUGAGCAAUAUUUUGCGGUACAGUUAUUUGUAUCUUUAUACUCAGAAUUCGUCCAUACAACUCAACAAUGUACUACUGUAGAAUGCAACCUCAAGUACUGGCUUGCAUAUCCUUGAGACAUGCAACUUGAGUUUUGAUAUUGCAAUAUUGCUUAUGUUCUUCUCUAGCAAUGGCUUUCUUGAAGAAAGCAAGAAUAAUUGAGCACUGUUUUCACAUUGGUA
This is a messenger RNA of Lathyrus oleraceus (garden pea), 1658 nucleotides long. RefSeq names its product cytoplasmic tRNA 2-thiolation protein 1. The transcript is spliced from 3 exons. Gene Ontology annotation, molecular function: tRNA binding. NCBI's taxonomy places the organism in Eukaryota, Viridiplantae, Streptophyta, Magnoliopsida, Fabales, Fabaceae. The coding region runs from base 124 to 1170 and encodes 348 amino acids. Gene Ontology annotation, biological process: tRNA wobble position uridine thiolation. The record is from RefSeq and is a predicted model, not a curated record. Gene Ontology annotation, cellular component: cytosolic tRNA wobble base thiouridylase complex; mitochondrion.